Phytophthora nicotianae INRA-310 is the source of this 2448-nucleotide messenger RNA. RefSeq lists its product as hypothetical. Lineage: Eukaryota; Oomycota; Peronosporomycetes; Peronosporales; Peronosporaceae. The coding region runs from base 165 to 2288 and encodes 707 amino acids. The record is from RefSeq and is a predicted model, not a curated record. The transcript has a single exon.
GAGCCCGCGCGUUCUCAUCUGUCCAACACACGGGCCAUUCCUCGAAACGCUGGCUCCAGCUUGGAACGGCCUUCCUUAUCAGACAGAAGCACAGCGCGUCGUGGCAACGACAUCCACUCCCUUCUUGGCAUUUCCGCAUUUCCACAUUCACUCUCGAUUCGUUGAUGGUCACGCAGCGUGUGGCGCCCAUACGUCCCGACGACGCCAGCGCUUACCACGCCGGCAAGACCACGCUGGACGCGAUGCUGGCGCGUCAGGACAGGUCUCCGCACUCCGUGGAGCAGGCGGAGGCUCUGGACGACGGCUACGACGACACAGCGCCAUUGGGACUUGCCGUGAACACGCGCAACUAUCAGGCGCUGCUAGAUAACCUGGCGCGAAGAAGACGCACAAACUCAGGGGCCUCCGUCUCGAGUGGCGGUGUGUCACCGGCCUACCAGCGUCAGACGUUGGCUGUGUGCCAGCAGCAAAUGGAUAACCAGCUCGAGAGCCCCACGUUGGCGCAGACGGUAACAGUAGACGAGGAAGAGGAGGACGAGGAAGAACGCGACCGUACGGUCGUGGGUCUACCCGUUGACACACGGAACUAUGAGGCCAUCGUGAGCGGCAGUCGCCCCAUUCACUCCGAUCCAGGUACAUUCAACCUCCUGAACCGCCGCGCAACGGUCGCUACUAUGCCGCAGAUGCCGCAGCCAGUGAAGGACAGCGAGGAGAUGAGACCAGAUCAGAACCAGGCAGGGGAUACCGGCGAGGACGACGCCGUCAUGGGACUGCCCAUCAGCACAGGGAACUACGUGGCGUAUCUAGCAGGUCAGCAGGGAUCAGGAAUACAGCAGGCAGGACACCGUAACCGCGGGUACAGCAACUUGGCACAGGAGAAAGAACCGCGAGUAAGCGACCCGUACUUGUCCUCUUCUCGACGUGGACGGUCUCCGCCGGACUCGUACACUACAGCACCAAGCAAUAACAACCAGGACGACCCACGUCCGUCCUGCUUUGACAACCGCCGGGCAUCGAACGCGGCGUACGUUCCUCACUCCGGUUGGGUGUUUAUUCAGCAUGGCGCAUUCAAAACGUGGAAGCGCUACUACGCUGUGCUCUCAGGGACGGAGUUUAAGUACAGCAAAGGUGUGGGUCAGUCUCCAAAGGGCUUUGGACUGCUGAUGUCGGUGCGCAAGUUGGAUUCCCUACGCUACGGACUGUUCCUUGAGUUCGGUGAUGGCAGUACACUUCAGAUUCGCUGUUCGAACGAGAAGGAGUUUGAUCAGUGGCUUGAUGCGAUGGAAAAAGUGAUUGAACGCAAUCAGAACCUCAAUUCGCAGUCCAAAACGUCGUAUACUCUCACUGCAUCGGAGCAGCACGAGGGGUAUCUGUUCAAGCAGGAGAAGAACAAGGCCUGGAAGCGCUGUUUCUUUGUUGUACGCAUCGAUGGGUACAUUGAGUGUCGAGACCAUGAGCGUGGUACAGUUGAUCGGAAGUGCUCAGGGUAUAUCAAGGCUGUGUCAUUCGCCGACUGCCACGCUAAUGGGCUAGCGAUCCAGCUAAGCACUGAUGUGUCUAUGGUGUGCUACGCGGACUCGUACGACGAGCAAAUGCUCUGGUACGGCGCAAUAUCAGCAGCUGCCACUGCGAACGGCAAGACGGCACAACCCAAGACGUCGGUCAAGAGUUGCUACGUACAAACGGCGCUGUCGAACCACGCAGGGUGGUUGUACAAACAAGCGGGAUUAUUUAAGGGCUGGAAGCGGCUGUACUUCACACUACACGGCGUUGAACUGGCAUACGCUAAGGACACAAACUCGGAGACUGUGCUUAGCGACAAGGCGCACUCAGUGGAGGAAUGGGAGGGACACGCGAAUGGACUGUUGAUCCGCUUGAUAAGCGGACGCGUCUGGAAAGUUCACGCCGAGUCAUACGAGACAGCCAAGCGAUGGCGCUCCGUUAUCAGCAGCGCGUGCCGGCACGCGGAAACUUUCAACUUGAAGAAAUAUUUGAACAGUAGACGUCGCAAGAAAUUGAGGCCUGUGUUUGGUGGCUGGCUCACGGAAGUGCGGAAGGGCUCUCGCUUGCGUCGGUUCUACGUGAUGGACGGCGCGACUUUGGGUGUUGCCAACGAUGUGGACAACCAGCUCGAGCGUCUGGGCACUGUCGUGGACGUGGGCUCAACGCGUGACCUGGAAUGCGGCAUUGUGUUCACCCUCUCCAACGGAACCAAGCUCAAGGUGAACUGUGACUCGCUGGCCGACUCGAGGUGCUGGUACGAGUGCUUGAACUUUUCGCUCAAGUAAGGACGUGCUUUUAAGUGAAUUUUGUACAAAAGUGACUGUGACGUCAGUCGUAGGGUAAUAUGACUGCGAAGUCUAGGCCUGACGGAAGGGCUUCAUUUUCGUAGGUCAGUCAAGCAGAAAGGAAAGUAUUUAGUUGUUUCAAUUGUUAUUUGUUCGAGUU